Baudoinia panamericana UAMH 10762 is the source of this 722-nucleotide messenger RNA. RefSeq lists its product as uncharacterized. The coding region runs from base 305 to 694 and encodes 129 amino acids. The transcript has a single exon. Lineage: Eukaryota; Fungi; Ascomycota; Dothideomycetes; Mycosphaerellales; Teratosphaeriaceae. The record is from RefSeq and is a predicted model, not a curated record.
CGCUGACUACACGCACUCCUCAGCCGCGUUAUCAACCCACAACAUCGACGUCGAAUCGAGGUCUCCACGGCUAAGCCAUCCCUGGCUGACCCGUACGGCGGUCGUCAGGAUGGAAGACUGCCCCGCUCUGCUACGUCAGUGAUGUUUGCUAACACGUACUCUGCACAUCUGCAGAAGCUGUAGUAUUGAUUUUCAUAAUUGCUACAGUAGAAGCGUAAGCGGAAGCGGAAAGUGGUGUGCACAAGCGGGAACGGUGCACAUAUACCAUCAACACAAGAACGCACUAGACGCCGACAUAUCAACAAUGCCCGAGCAGAAAGCAGUGGUCGUCACCCGGUCUUCCGAUCUUCAGACAUCAGGCGGCCAGACUGAAGGCAUGAUCCGUCAGAACGCACUUGUAGAUCUCACAGACAACAUCUGCGCGUCCCGUAUGAUUGCGAAGCCGCAUUCUUCUUCAGCAAUCCAUCAUCACGAAGAUCAGGAUACGAUUGUUUUCGCCUUCUCUGGACAUGGGGCUGUGGUGAGCGACGGCGGAAAGAAGAGGCAAGAGUUAGCACCUGGCGACUAUGCUCUCAUUCCCGCAUACGCAGAACAUCAGGAGGUGAAUGACGGCGAUGAGGAGGUGGUGUGGUGCAUUGUCCGCUCCGGCAGAGAGCCGAAGGUGUGCAACGUCGAAGAUUGGGGCAAAAGCUGAAGUGUCUGAGAACAGGUAUGUGGUGGAC